Molecule: messenger RNA, 1086 nt
Organism: Parascedosporium putredinis
Lineage: Eukaryota; Fungi; Ascomycota; Sordariomycetes; Microascales; Microascaceae
Source: the annotation of a GenBank genome assembly
AUGCUAAACAAGAAGGGCCGCUCAAGCCAGGAAGUCCGCAAAGGAGAGAAAGACUUUGAGGAGCACGGUACCCGGGCGCAAGAGGAUGCUUUGGAGACGAGCCGGCGGGUGAUGGAAGAAGUGUUGAGCUACGAGAGGCACUUUACCGAGGACAACUGGGUCAGGGCGUGGUAUUUCCCGGAUUGGUGGGUUGGGGAGCAAGGGAGUGCCAUCUGCGCGGGGAACGAGAAGAUUGACAAGCGGGAUCUCCUGCUCGAGGACAGAGUUGCCGUCGUGGAGCAUACGAAACGGUUCCCCGCAAGACUGCUUGGGAGGGUGGUGCCCGGGGUGAAGAGGAAGCAUGCGGCAUCGGGCCAGACGUGGUUGCUGCCAGAGGAAGCCCUGUUCCUGGUGGAGAGGGGCAGCAUGGAGCUUUGGUGGCCGAACAAGACGCUCCCGGACCUCUUUCCGCCUCUCGAGGUCGAGGGCGAAGGCCAGGCCCCCACGUCGAUGCUCAAGGGAAUCGACGACGACGAAUACGAGACGGGGCUGCCACUGAGUCUGCAAGGCGCGUACUCGAUGCUCAUCGGCUCCGAAGGCGGGCAGAGCCUCUGGAGGUGGCUCGUUUCGCUCAUCUCCUCGAGCUCGCACACCCGCACCCCGCCGUCCCUCGGGCCCCUCGUCCGCCCGGGCCUCUACCACUCGUACAACCCCGUCUUCCGCCAGCUCGCCAUUAUUCCGCGCCACAAGCCCGCGACGAGGAGCGCCGUCCACGCGGACCCGGACGACCCGUUCCGCAUCCACUACAACGUCUGGAAGGCCGAGGGAUCCUUCCGUAAAGGGAACCCGCCGCCGCCCGAUUUCCGCGUGUGCGUCCGCGCCCUACGAUCCGCCCCCGCCGGUCAAGGCGGCGUGCCGGCGGGCAACGUGGGGCAGAUGCACUUACGGCUCAAGCACGGAUACCGCAACGUGCUCAUCGCGGUGGUGGACCACGGCAUCACGAGCUUCAACCGGUUCAGCGAUGCCGGCUUUGGCGAGGAGGUUAUUUUUGAAGGGUUCGAUGACAGGCUUGCCCCGGCGCCUUUCGCCGCAACUGAGGACUAUUGA